Messenger RNA from Cotesia glomerata, 2054 nucleotides. Its product is annotated as solute carrier family 52, riboflavin transporter, member 3-B. Gene Ontology annotation, biological process: riboflavin transport. Gene Ontology annotation, molecular function: riboflavin transmembrane transporter activity. Bases 470 to 1798 code for a protein of 442 amino acids. The record is from RefSeq and is a predicted model, not a curated record. NCBI's taxonomy places the organism in Eukaryota, Metazoa, Arthropoda, Insecta, Hymenoptera, Braconidae. Gene Ontology annotation, cellular component: plasma membrane. The transcript is spliced from 3 exons.
GUAUGCAACUGUGUCAUCUCACUCGUGUACCAACUGUUGGCUGUGAUAGUUCGACCUAAAAAGAGUAAAAAUAAAAAAUUUUGCUCAAAAAAUAAAAAUAAAUAACAAUAUUUAUCAAAUAAAUUAAAAAUCUUACUAAUUGUAAAUAAUAAGUGACAAGAAAGGUCAAUGUGUUAAAUAAAAGUAUUGAUUAACUUUUGACUUGGUUCUGAAACCCAACCUUCAAAAAUCUGAUGUCAUUCCAAGGAGAUAAUUAUUGACAAAAAAUAAAAGAAGAACAAUUGUAAAUAAUUUUAUUAUAUAAAAAAUAUUGUAAAUUUAACAUUCCAAUAGUAAGUUAUAUAAUUACAAGCAUAAGGCUGUGAAAGAUAAAACUAGAUGAUAUCUAACGUCAACAAAUAAUUGUACUAAAAUCUCUACUCAGGGAUUCGUAACAGUGGAAUCUGUCUUAAUUAAAUUCAGAUAAAUCAUGAGUAAUUUAUCACAAAAAUUAAGCAAUAGAAAACUGAUAGUCGAUGGAUUAGCAGUGUUAUUUGGUAUUGGAGCAUGGAUUGGAAUCAAUGGUAUUUAUGUUCAAUUACCUCUUUUCGUCCUGUCAGCACCUGAGCAAUGGGAACUGCCAACCUACAUGGUCAUGUUGGUUCAAUUAGCUAAUUUGGGACCAAUACUUUAUACUUUAUAUGCCAAAUAUUCAUCAUGGUCUCGUGAUCAUUACAUAAUAUAUGGUCUAAUCGGCACAGGAACUAUAGCAAUAUACACCAUGUCGCUGACGUACAAAAACACAUCGACGAUCCUUGGUAACGAUCACUCGACAGCCCUACUAGGUCUAAUGUUCCUUACAGCAGUAGUAGGAUGCACCAGCUCGGUAUUAUUUAUACCAUACAUGAGAAACUACCGUGAGAUAUACCUAGUGUCUUAUCUGGUAGGUGAAGGCCUGAGUGGAUUCUUACCCAGCGUAUUAGCGCUGAUUCAAGGAGUAGGUGGUAAUUCAGAGUGUAAAUAUGUAAUAAAGCCAGGAAAUGUAAACGCAACGUUGGAAGAAGUCCAUCCGGAACCAAGAUUUUCGACAGAAGUAUUUUUCGUGAUACUUGGUACGAUAUUAUUAUUAAGUUUCUUGUCAUUCGUAGGAUUGAACAAGCUUCCUAUCGCCCUUGGCGAGCGUUCUAAGCCGCCAGGAUGUACGGAGACACUGCCAACAGAGACAAACGCCCCACCGAGCUACAAGACAACUGCGGGAUGGUGUAUGUCUAAACAAAUGUACAUAUAUUUAUUAUCAAUUAUGGGAGUCGUUUGCUUCUUAGACCACAGUAUCUUACCGAGCAUACAAUCAUACGCGUGUUUGCCUUAUGGUAACGUCGCUUAUCACUUAACGGUGACUCUAUCGUCGAUGGCCAGCCCACUUUCAAUGUGUCUAGGAUUUAUUUGGACACCACCAAAAUCUGAUGACUUUAGACAUCAUCAAAAUCUGAGACUUUUUACGAUACUUACUGGUAUUAUUUUGAUACUCUCUAGUUUCGUGAUGUACUUAGCUGUCGAAUCACCAACCCCGCCACUUCAAGGCUCGUGGGCUGGUGAAAUGCUGGUUGUUGUUUUGUGGAUUGUACUUAAAGGACUUCUAGGUUUUGUAAAAAUGGGAAUCACAACGCUGUUCAGUGGGGAUCCAGGUCGUGGUCUCUAUUACACAGGCGUCGCUACACAAGUUGGAUCUCUGAUAGGCGCAGCAAUUAUAUUUACGCUUAUUAAAUACGGUGGAAUAUUCCAAACUUAUUCACCUUGUGCAGCUUUGGCUGCUCACUGAACUACAAUCGUAUUUUACUAUUUAUAUAAAAACAAUUUUGAGCAAUUUUUUUAUUGAAUCAAUUGUAUUGUUUUUAUUAGUUUAAUUAUUGAUUACAAUUAAUUUUUUAAAUUGUGCAAUAGACAAAUAAAAUAUUUAAAUGGAUGUGUUACGAAAGAAUUGAUAUCUAUUUAGACUUUUUUAAUAGGGAUCAAUUUAAUUUAAAUCAACGAUUGCUUCUUCCAAUUUAAUAUAAUAUUGUUUUUAUAUUUUUAUU